CCGCCCCUCGUGCCGCCGCGCAGACUCCGAAGGGCAGCGGGCGCGAGGUCAGAGUCGCUUCGCCUGGGCGGCGGGGUCGGAGCGCGGCCCGCCCCGCCCCGCCCGGAGCCGGCGUGUGUCGCUGCGGCGGGGGAUGACGAGCCGCCCCGCUCUUGAUCCGGUUCGGGAUUUCCAGCCGGCAUCUCCUCCUGGGCAGCCCCUGCUCGGGGCACUGGGAACGGGCCAGUGCAGCCGGCCCCGGAUCUGUGUUGCCGGGAGCAGCAAUUGCGUCCUGGUCUUUAUUGGGGGGCCGCUUCUCGUUUACACUAAAACCGCUUUACACCCCAGGAGUGUAAAGCGGCCACCGAUGCCAGAACUGGGCGGACCAGGGAGCCGUGCCCCCCCCCCCCUUAACAAAUGAAACAGUGUUGUGGAAAAAUAGGAUCGUUUGUGGGGUCACGUGCCCCCGAGAUUUCUGCCCGGGUUCGCGCCAGAAAGUGGUCAGCAGCAGCAGCCCUGUUAGCACUGUGCCGAGGCGGGAGGGGACAGGGCUGCUUCCAGCCGCAGGCGGGAGGAGGGGAGCGGGGAUAACCUUGCCUGUGUCUUUGUAGAGCUCAUCCCUUCCCUCCUGCGGCUGGCAGCUGCUCCCCUCCCUGCCUGCCUGCACAGCACUGGAAGUAGGGUGACCAUAUUUCCCAAAGGGAAAAUGGGACACAGGGCAGAGCUGGUCUGACCCACCCAGCGAGAAAUGUAGAUUUUUUACUAUUGCUAAACUCUUUAUCCUUUUACUUCAGAAACAGACACUUUGAUUAAAAAAAGAAGUCAUGAAUUUUCAGAUCAACAUAACAUGUCCGAUGUUUCUAAAAGGAAGAGAUCCGGUUUUUUACUAAAAGUUUUAAAAUAUUAAACUUUUUAUUUUGAUAAGAAUUGGAUAAAUAAUCUAUUUUGGAAUCUUUCUGGGCAUAAAUUCAGCCGUGUUUCUGGACUCAUCCGGCUGCAAAUCUGAUUUUUAAAUCAAUUUCAAAUAUCUGACAUAGGAACAAAGGAAUUGUCAUAUUGGAUCAGAUCCAAUAUCGGGUGGCCAGCACCAGAUGCUUCAAAGAAAGGUGUAAGAACUCCACAACAGACAGAUGUCGGAUGACCCCCCCUCCCCUCCACAUGAUGUCUCAUCUCAACCUCUAAUAAUUAGAGAUUUGCCUAAACUCUGAAACAUGAGGAACAGGAUGGCCAUGGAGGAGGAGCAUCCAUGUGUUGACCUGAACACUAAGUAUCCUGAUGUGGUUGUAAAGGUUGGAAAAGUAAUUUUUGGUGAGACAUACAGGAAGGAAAAGAACAAACCACACAUCAAGAAGAAACAAAAAGAUAAUAUCUCCCAAGCAGCGUGUGCAUUGUUGAAUUCAGGAGGAGGUUUGAUAGAGGCAGAGAUUGAAAAUGAGGGCUACAAUGAAGCAGAUGGGCUUGGGAAGGAUAUAGAAGAUUCCCUUACAGAUCUUAUUCCAUCUCAAAUGUUUGCAGACUACUUUAGCAUUAAGCAAGACAGCAAACUUUUAAUCUUUGUUAAAUCAUGGAGAAUUGAAGUUUCAUCUUCAUCCAGUAUUUCAUCUUCAUCUCAUAUUUGCAGCCAGAAAACAGGCUUGUACCAGAGAUGUGGCACUUCUGUUAAACUCAUGAAUUCUAGUGUUGCUGCACAAUUUUUCAAAAGGAAGAAAGAGUGUUCCAGGAGAAGAUCUGAUAAGACAGAGCAAGGAGCUGAGAGAGCUGUACUGAAUGGUGUUGAGGAAGAACAUGACUCUAUUGAAAAUAUUUUUAAUGUACAGCACCUCACCCAUGGUGAGAAGCUGAACUUCUCUGAGUCGACACGUGUUGACUAUAAAGAGUUUGCUUCAACAGACAACCUGAACAUCAUCCAGAAAGACAUUGAAGACAAAUUGCCAAAGUACAUCUCUGCUUUUGCAAACACGCAGGGAGGAUAUUUAUUUUUUGGAGUGGAUGAUGAGAGGAAAGUUGUUGGUUGUAAAAAAGAGAAUGUAACAGACAAUCAGUUACUCAGGAUAGUAGAGUGUGGCAGGCAGAAGGUGCGGCAUGUCUUACAUUUCUGCAGUUCUAGGCCAGAACUGAUUGUUGUCCCUAAAAUCCUGAAUGUACGGGAUAAUCAGGGAAACUUGUAUGGCUAUGUGUGUGCUGUGAAAAUUAAGCCAUUCUGUUGCGCUGUGUUUUUGCAUAAUCCUGACUCGUGGAUCGUGAAGGAUGACCGAUUUCAAAGAUUGAUGGCCAAGGACUGGAUGGACCUGAUGACAACAUCUGACCCAGAGAUUUCAAAUUUAGCUGAAGUUCUGAAGACUGCGCUCAGUCUGUCAGGUGCGUCCCCACUCUCCAAACCCGUGUUUUCCAACAAAGGCCUCACGUGUCUGUCUGAUCUGCGAACAGCUCUAUUUCCAGUGUAUUCUAAUACAAUAAUAUAACCAAAAAACCUCACCAACGGGCUGUUUUCAGAGUAUCCAGGGCUGGAGAAUUUAAUGAAAGAGCAAAUGGAAGAGCUCCACGAUUCUCGGGGACUGGUGAUAUUUUCAAGGAGCUGGGCUGUUGAUGUUGGAUUGCCAAAAAAUCAGCAAGUUGUCUGUGAUGCUCCGUUGAUAGCCGCAGGCAAACACCCAACGCUGUACACUGUCACUGAGAAGGACUGUUCUGUGAAUAUGUUUGAAUAUGCAAGACAAACUGCUCGUGCAUUGAAACAGAAACUGGUAAAUGUUGGGGGAUACACUCAGAGAGUGUGUGUGAUUCCCCAUCUCCUACAGCUUGAAACCAAUGAAGAAAGAAAUACAGAGUUAGGUUUGCAAGUUAAGUACCCUGCUAGCUACAAUGUAUCCCUGAAGGACAUAACAAAAUUACUGGACUCGCUUGUGAUAAUCUUAUUGAGUUUUAGGUCUUUUUUAAGUGACAGCCUUGGGUGUGAAUUUUUUAAUCUCCUCACAGUUAAACAAUAUGAGAUACUUUCAAAAGAUCUCCACAAAUGCAGGAAGCUGUUUAUCUAUGGCCUGCCAGGAACAGGGAAAACAAUAGUAGCCCUGAAGAUCAUCGAGAAGAUAAGGCACAUGUUUUGCUGCCAGUCUGAUGAGAUUCUCUACAUUUGUGAGAACCUGCCGCUGAAAGAGUUUGUGAGAGAAAAAGGCAUUUGCCAGUCUGUGACAAGAGUAACUUUCGUGAGGAACAAUUUUGAAAAGGUGAAACACAUAGUAGUUGAUGAAGCCCAGAAUUUCCGGGAAGAGGAUGGCCAUUGGUAUAGGAAGGCUGAAUAUAUCACCCAAAGUCAUAAUGAGCCUGGUGUUUUCUGGAUCUUUUUGGACUAUUUACAGACAAGUCACCCUUUCGUAUCUGGUCUUCCACUUGCACGCCAGCAUGACCCUGUGGAAUCACUAACCCAGGUGGUCCGUAAUUCCAGGGAGAUAAACGGCAACAUAAAAAGACAAAUGGAAAGGAUUGUACGAGAUAAAAAAUUAGGAGAUGUUCCUUAUGAGCGUUUAAAAAAGUUGUUAAGUAAAGCCACAUGUGGUCACGAUAUAUCAGGUGAUUAUACCAUAAAAAGAGACUUAAAUAUGAAUGAAAUAGCAAAUUAUGUGGCUAGACAAUGUUUUGGCUAUUUACAAAAGGGUUACUCAGAGAAAGAGAUUGCUAUUCUGUUCAGCACAAACAACGAUAAAAAAAAUUAUGAACACAUAUUAAAAAAAGAAAUGAGGAAAUUCAGGCUGAAUCCAGUUUUCCAAGAAGCAGAUGAAAUACAGGGAAAGCAUAUUAUUCUUGACAGCAUCCGUCGCUUUUCUGGCCUAGAAAAGAGCAUUGUGUUUGGUGUCAAUCCAGUCUCUACCCAGGAGAUGAUUUCUGACAACCUUUUACUCUGUGUGGCAUCCAGAGCUAAUUUACACCUCCAUUUGCUGUUUGAAAAGAUCCCCAGUGGUUACUCGGGAGUUGUUUAAUAACCCAUCUAGGGUUUGCCUAUGGUUCUAGUAGCGCAUAGAGGAUGAGCUAUAUUCAUGAUAUGGUUUUUGGCCCAUGGUUCCAAAUUUGCAAAAGGGAGACAUUUCACAGUCCCUAGCUAAUAAACUACUUGAGACCUGCCGAUGCACAAUAAAACAGAAAUAAAGUUACAUGGCACGCAAUGGGCAAUUUGAACCACUGUGGGUCCUAACUACUGUUGAGAGUUUCCAUGGAUUAGUGCAACAUCUUGUUUAGACUUUGGUUGCAUGGAAAUGAACUGACAAGUGGUAGCAUCAUGUUUUUGGAGUGAGUGUGGGGAUUGGAAGAGUUCCUGGGUUCUAGUCCUCACCCUACCACUUCCCCAAGGCUACACUGUGCAAGUAAGUCAUUCGAGCCUGAUUUUCAGAAGUGGCUUCUGAUUUUGCAUUCCUGGGUUGUUUUUUUUGGGUGCCCAGGGUUAGAGACCUAGUCUCCUACAUCCAUAUUUAGGCUAUUAAAGAAAUAUAACUGGAUUUUUGGAAAGAUGGUUAGCACUCCAAACUCCACUUGAAGUUAGUAGGAGCUACAGGUACUCAGCAACUCUGAAAAAGAGGAUUUUUUUAUAUUUAGGAACCAAAUUUUAUAUACCUAGCUUAGAAAUGUUUGGCCCUAUGGACAUGUUUUCAGAUACAUUGAUCACCCACAGCUCCUACUGAAGUUUUAGGUGCUAAGCACUUUUGAAAAUCAGGUCUUGAGUUUCGAAAGCUGGGCAUACAAAAUGAGAGGCCAGUUUAGAAAAUGUAGAUCUUAGUCUCUGACUGGUGUUGGAGAUAAUACUUACCUGUCUUCCACAGGACUGUUGUGGCUUCUUUAAAGUUUGGGGAACUGUUUGAAAUCCUCUGGAGGGAGACAUUAGAACAUUACAAAGCAUUAAUAUUAUUGAGCAACUGGAGCAGACUUCAAAUUCAAAUAUUUUAUUUGAUGCUGCAGUUGGUUCCAAGAGCAGUUAGCUCCCAAGGUAGCCAGCCCAGAUGGAAUGCUAGAAGGCAACCAGAGAACCCUGGAGGAGGAAAGUUUGGAGUGAUGUAACCUUGAAAGUUAUUUGGCAUAGGACAGGACUGCAUGGUCCAAGGAAACUUUAGUAGCCUCAGAAUAUUAGGGGUGAAAUAUUAGCCCUCUUAAGUCAAUGGAACCAGGAGUUCACCCUAGGUUUGAACCUUGGAAUGAUGACCUUCAGAUGCUAUAUAAAACAUUUUAGGGUAACCUGAGAGCAAACAAAGGUUUGGUUUGGUUACUCAAUGCAAAUCAAACCACUUAUUAUAUUUGGCUCAUAGUUCAACUUGAUUUGUAUUUAGGAAUAAGUAACUAGCAAAACUGAUUAAUUUGCACUUAUAUUUGAGCAAGGGAAAGCUUAUUCAGAUCUACUUACAUUCACUACUAACUACAAAAGUACAGCCCUGGGUCUUGGGUCUUUGCUGAGUUCUCUUUUCUUCAUUCUCAUUCAGAAUUUUGGUUCCCUCUUUAAUUCAACAUCUAUGUUCUAUAGCCAGUGAGUGCCUACAUCUUUUGGAAUUUGAUAACUGAGUUCUUUAGCAAAAUAUGUGGAAGGUUUUCUUUUUAAGAGAAGUGAGUAGGUGCCCAAGAUUUACAUCAGUUAUGAUUAAACUCAAGGGAAGUCAUUGUGUUUAACUAGAGUCUGCCUUGAUUGGGAGUUUGCACCCAGUUUGACAAAUGUGUUAGGCUAGAUAUCCUUCUGAUCCUCAAGUAGCUACAGCUUUCAGUAAACUUUUUCCAUCUGCUUGGGCUGGGAAACUGUACCCCUUCCUUUGUGACCUCCUGCCUGGAUCACUGCAACUCACUGUACCUAGGGUGACCACGUCUGCUUUUGCAAUACCUGCUACUGGUCUAGAACUAUCUAGGUGGCCGUAUGGCCCUCCUGGUCCCUGGAGUAUCUGAGCAUCUGUAUGCAACAGCAGUCUUCUCAGCAAUUAUGCUCCACAAAAAAUUCCAGGUCAUAUUGAAAGUCUUGGUCUUCGUUUGAUAAUACCAGUUGACUGCAGCUGCCCAGAGGAGAUCAUUCCAGGGGACAGAAAGGUGGUUUCUUAGAUAAUUUUCAAAGCCAUCCAUGCAAUAGGCUCAAACUAUCAGACUUGCUGAUAUAACUUGAGAGUGCAAGAUAGAACCUCCUUGGCAGUCGGUUCACGAUCCAGUUUUCUAUGCCCCAGCCUGAAUGGAGUUUUACUCCAGGAAUGAAUUUGGCGCAGUGACUUUAUUGCCUUUUUUUGGUUUUAAGCUAUUUUGUGCUUGUCCUUAAAGGAAUGAACUAUAGGCGCCUUGUUUGUCUAGAAUUUUUGGUUACGUUUUAAUUGGCUGCCUGUUAACUCAAACUAAAUAACAAUUGUAAAUUCUAAUGCUGAACAUCCAUAAUGCUCAGCUAGGAACAAUGAUUGUGUCCUGGGUCUAGAUCAGUUUUUACAAUGCAAUGUAUUAUUUCCAGGGUUUUCAGUCUGUGGGUCACAACCCCGUGAGGAGGGUGAGAAAGGGUGAGUUGGCGAACAGGUUUCAUGAAGGUCACGAACUCACUCAUUUUUUGCCUUCCCUUACCCAUUUUUCAAAAAAAAAAAAAAUAUUUCCAGCCUUCACACUUGUGGAGUGUAAACAGAUUCAGUGAUGCCUGCUUGAGUCUGCAGACAGCCUAAAACAAUAGUUCUAAGAGGUGUGAACUGCCCAGUUCAUCUCUUACCAAUGCCCUGUGGAUUCUGCCACUCUGAGGCCAUGGAACGUGGCAUUUUUCCAACAGGACAAAGAAUUCAGCAUUUUUGCUAAUGGCACCACUUUGCUUUCUGGUUCCCUGCUGAGAACCUGCCUGCAGCUACCUCUUGCUCUCAAACUUUCCUCUUGAGGGUUAGUUAAGUGGUUACAGUGCCUGAUCCUGAGAUUGUUCCACGCAGCCAGGCACCAGCAUGGUCGUAACUACCAUCCUAUUUCCCCCCACUUUUAUGGAUCUAUCAAUUGCAGCCUGAUUUUCUUGUCUGGUGGACUAAUAAUCAAAUCCGAUUGUGGUAAGAAAAAUAAUAAACCAGAUUCAUGAUUAUGUAGCACAUAAUUUACCAUUUUCUAUAAGACUAUUGAUUUUCUGCUUUUCUGCAACUACGAAAUGUUUUUAUACAUGCUUGGAUUCAAAUUUAGAGAACUGUAGGCUAAGAUUGCAUUUGUUAAUAUGUCAGGUGUUUUCUUUCGUGGAUUUAAAAUGAGUCCGUGCUAACUACAUUAUUUGUCUCAAACAUAAAGAACCUGUCUGUAAAAUCACAUGAAAUAAAUCUUAAUUUACAAAUU
Molecule: messenger RNA, 7266 nt
Organism: Dermochelys coriacea (leatherback sea turtle)
Lineage: Eukaryota; Metazoa; Chordata; Testudines; Dermochelyidae
Product: schlafen family member 9-like
Source: RefSeq, a predicted model, not a curated record